AUGAGUGGUGGAGCAAUGAAGGAUACGAUGGAAAAGAAGGUUUUACAAGCUGGCGAUGAGCAGGUGAAGAGUCGACUAGAAAUGUUGCGAUCCAAAAGCUCUUUGCACCGGGCGAUUUGUAAGAAACGUGGUAGUGGUGAUGGGGUAGCCAAAGUUCAGAAAUUGAGGAUUAGACACAAGUUUGCUUCUCCCACAGAUAGUCUUCUUUCGCCUUGUUCACAGAAACUGACUCAACACAAGGCCAAGUUGUUUGUGGCUAAAUCUAAUCCCACGAAGUUGAAUUUUGCUACAAAACACCAACAAAACUCUGAUGAGGAUGAGGAUGAGGAUGAUUGA
Messenger RNA from Torulaspora delbrueckii, 336 nucleotides. It is a transcript of the gene BNS1, whose product is annotated as Bns1p. The transcript has a single exon. Lineage: Eukaryota; Fungi; Ascomycota; Saccharomycetes; Saccharomycetales; Saccharomycetaceae. The coding region runs from base 1 to 336 and encodes 111 amino acids. The record is from RefSeq and is a predicted model, not a curated record.